ACAGUGACGAAAUGGAUCAAUUGACGAAAUUCUACGAACCCGGUCGCUCGUUCGCCAAGGACUCGAUCCGACUGAUCAAGCGCUGCACCAAACCGGACCGCCGGGAGUUCCAGAAGAUUGCCAUCGCCACUGCUAUCGGAUUCUGCAUUAUGGGAUUCAUCGGUUUCUUCGUGAAACUGAUACACAUCCCGAUCAACAACAUCAUCGUCGGAUCAUAAGCCGUACAUCCAAGCGUUCCCUCUUUCUUUUCCCGUUCAUCGUCACCGUUUAUCCUGCGAGCAGAAGCGUCCAAAAACCCAU
Messenger RNA from Anopheles maculipalpis, 300 nucleotides. Its product is annotated as protein transport protein Sec61 subunit gamma. Gene Ontology annotation, biological process: post-translational protein targeting to membrane, translocation; protein targeting. The transcript has a single exon. Gene Ontology annotation, molecular function: transmembrane protein transporter activity. Bases 12 to 218 code for a protein of 68 amino acids. Lineage: Eukaryota; Metazoa; Arthropoda; Insecta; Diptera; Culicidae. Gene Ontology annotation, cellular component: membrane; Ssh1 translocon complex. The record is from RefSeq and is a predicted model, not a curated record.